Ogataea philodendri is the source of this 2064-nucleotide messenger RNA. RefSeq lists its product as uncharacterized. Gene Ontology annotation, molecular function: dipeptidyl-peptidase activity. NCBI's taxonomy places the organism in Eukaryota, Fungi, Ascomycota, Pichiomycetes, Pichiales, Pichiaceae. The record is from RefSeq and is a predicted model, not a curated record. The transcript has a single exon. The coding region runs from base 1 to 2064 and encodes 687 amino acids.
AUGGCUUUCAACGUGAAAUCGUCCAAGCGUGAGCAGAUCACCGUUUUGGAGCCUGAGUCGCUUCCAUUCAAGUACCUUUACUUGAGAAACAUUGACAUUCCCGUGAGAGACGGAGCUAUUUUGAAGGGACACCUAUGGAUUCCUAAAGAUGCUUGGGAAGGUGAUCUCAAAGUCGGCACUUUGGUGGAAUACAUUCCAUACCGAACGGACGUGACUAUCCAGAGAGACUCUAUCAGACACCCUUACUAUGCUGGAAACGGAUUGGCCUCGUUGAGAAUUGAUAUGCGUGGAUCGGCUAGUUCCGACGGAGUGUUAACUGACGAGUAUCUCAAGCUGGAGCAGGACGACGCUUUGGACGCCUUUGACUACAUUGUUAAACAGAAGUGGUCCAAUGGUAAAAUAGGCAUGUUUGGAAAGUCCUGGGGUGGUUUUAACGGUCUUCAGGUGGCUGCAAGAAGACACCCUGCUUUAAAAGCCGUUAUCUCAUUGAUGUCAACCGACGAUAGAUACUCCGACGACGUCCAUUACCGCGGAGGGUGUGUGUUUGCCUCAAACAUGCUCUGGUGGGGGUCUACUAUGGCCGCCUAUGCUCCACGUCCUCAGGACCCUCGGGUCGUUGGCGAUAGCUGGAAAGAGAAUUGGAAGCAGAGAAUCGAGGUGGCUCCAAUGGUGAAACAUUGGCUCGAACACCAAACCAGAGACGAGUACUGGAAACACGGCUCUAUUUGUGAAGACUAUAACCAGGUGGAUAUUCCCGUGAUGUUGAUUGGUGGAUGGAAAGACGGGUACACCACUCCUGUCUUCCGUAUGGUUGACAAGCUUCCUCAUCCACAGUCGUGUGGUAUUGUUGGUCCUUGGGUCCAUGAGUACCCGGAAAUGGCCACUCCUGGUCCGAAGAUCGGCUACCAACAAUUAUCUCUGAAAUGGUUCAAGAAAUGGUUGCAUGAUGAAGGAGAGAUCGAGUUGCCACGGAUGACCGCCUACAUGCAAGACCCAGUUGGAAUCGAGGACUCCUACGACUACAGAAACGGCCACUGGGUGUCCACUAAUGACGUCAAGUUCAAGAAAGGCAUGGAGCUGUCUUUGGGUGCAAAUAAUGAGUUGGUUGUCGCAGCUCCGGCAGAGAUCAACUACUCCUUUAGCGGAGUCGAAUCUCACGGUCUAUUCAGAGGAACAUGGUGUCCAUUUGGGUACCCUGGGGACUUCCCGUCAGACCAAAAGUCCGAAGACGCUAGAUGUCUGUGUUUCGACACCGAGGAGCUUACAGAGUCACUGGAGCUUCUGGGCGAGCCUAAAUUGACCGUCACCCUGUCUUCCGACAAGAAAUUGGCCAACUUGAGCGCCAGACUUGUUGAUCUGUAUCCUGGAAAAGAGAACGUUCUGCUUUCGUGGGGACAAUUGAACUUGACCCACCACAAGUCGCACGAACACCCUGAGUACUUGCAAGUCGGCGAAAAGUACACCAUCGAGCUCAACUUGGACGUUGUCGGAGUCAAGAUCGAAAAAGGCCACAAGCUGAGACUUGCGCUGUCCUCCGUGGACUGGCCACAGGCUUGGCCAAGUCCAGAAACUCCAACGUUGACUCUCACAGGUGGAAAAUUGUGGCUUCCACAGGUUGACGAAGCGGCAGUCGUCCAAUCACCAGACUUUGGCACUCCUUCCAUUGUCCGCAAGAUCAAGACCCAAGUCGACAAACCAGACUCCAGAACCAAGACCAUCACGUACGAUUGCACCACGUACGAGUGGAUCAUAAAAGAUAUUGCAGACGACGGGGAAGUCACUCUUCCAGAGUUCAACGAGCUUUCGGGAAUCUAUAACGGCGCGUGCAAUGUCAACACCUGGAAGAUCAAGGAGAAUGACCCAUUGUCGGCAUACAACGAGUGUCAGUACGACUAUUGGAUGGGCAGAAAGGAGGACAAUUGGAACGUCAGAAUGGAUACUAGGGCCACUAUGACCUCCGAUAAGGACAAUUUCUAUCUGCACAACAAGAUCGUUGCUUACGACAACGACGAGAUAUUUGUCGAGAAGGAGUGGACCGACACCAUCAAAAGGGUUUAUAAUUAG